UGACAAAACCCUUAAGCCCAAAACCCACAAACCCGCCCACAGAUUUGACCCAACACCUUCUCUGCCUAUAAACUCUCAAACAUUCGUCACCACUACCAAAUUUUCAUUAACACAGAAAGAAAGAAAGCAGGAAACAGUGAAUUUUUUUUUUCAAUUUUAUCAACAACAAUUUUCAACCGUCUGAUCAAACAGCCGAUGGCUGAUGUGGCAACAAAGGAACGGAAAAUCCUUGUGGCCGUCGAUGAAGGUGAGGAGAGCAUGCACGCGCUCUCGUGGUGCCUCAAAAACGUGAUUUCCGAAAAUUCCAAAGACACCCUUGUCCUCCUCUACGUUAAACCCCCUCGUGCAGUUUUCUCUGCCCUUGAUGGCACAGGGUAUUUGUUUUCGGCUGAUAUGAUGGUGGCUAUGGAUAAGUACAGAAAUGACGUGGCUGAGUGCGUGGUCGAGAAAGCUAAAAAGAUGUGCAAAGAUCUUCAUGAUGUCAAGGUGGAGACAAAAAUAGAGCAUGGUGAUCCAAGGGAUGUUAUUUGCCAGAUGACAGAGAAGUUGGGUGCUGAUGUGCUGGUCAUGGGGAGCCAUGGUUAUGGCCUAAUAAAAAGGGCUUUACUUGGGAGUGUGAGUAAUCAUUGUGCACAGAACGUCAAGUGCCCAGUCUUGAUUGUGAAGAAGCCAAAAUCCACUGCAACAAACAAUUAAUUAAUUAAAUUUUUUUUUUUUUGGACUUUCUCUAACUUUAUAGCUCUUAUUAUGGCUGUUGUAUAAAGUUUUUUUGUAUGCUUUUGUAAAUAAGUGUUUUUUCUUCUC
Molecule: messenger RNA, 804 nt
Organism: Quercus robur (English oak)
Lineage: Eukaryota; Viridiplantae; Streptophyta; Magnoliopsida; Fagales; Fagaceae
Product: universal stress protein PHOS32-like
Exons: 4
Coding region: 196-696 (166 amino acids)
Source: RefSeq, a predicted model, not a curated record